GUUGAUAAUCAGUUUCCGGAAGAGAAGUGACAAGUAGCGAGCAAGCAGCCGACGUUUCCCGGGAUAGUUUGGGAAAUGCAAUGAAGCACUGGUUUUAAAGAGCCCGGUAGACAGAGACUAACUGGGGAACAGAGGUUGUGGUGGAGUACGCUCAUCAAGGCGUACUGUGUGUGCCGGGGACGUAGAAACCUGCCCCCAUGAGGAUUUAGGAGGUGGUUAGUCAAGCUUAUACAAAGUUUGGGGCAGGUAGCAUAAUGGAUCGCUGGACCUGUCCAAAUGACCGCCAGCUGGCAUUGCGAGCCAAGCUUGGUACUGGCUGGUCCGUCCACACCAAUCGACUGGGGAUGUUCCACAAGGGAGAUAACCUGAGCAUUGAUGAACAGGAACACAUCAUGAAUGUGAUCUGUAAGGCAGACUUCCUGGAGCGCAACGAACAGGAGCGUAUUGGGCGACUUGUGGAGAAGUUAGACAACAUGAAGAAAAACGCCAUUGGUAAUGGAACCACCCAGUGUAUUCUGUGUGGGGAUGAGUUCGGUCUCCUAGGGGCAUCUCCAACAUUCUGUGAUGACUGUAAAAAUGCGGUGUGUACUAAGUGUGGGAUCGACACGUAUAACUGUAACAAACAACCACUGUGGCUGUGUAAGAUCUGUAGUGAAAACAGGGAGGUAUGGAAGCGAUCCGGAGCAUGGUUCUUUAAAGGCCUCCCGAAGUAUACAAUACCAGAGAAAAAGGCUAUGGAGGCUACCAAGGUUGUCACUACCAAAGGGCGUUCAGAAUCCAGAGGUGUACAGAGGGGACGACCGGGUUCUACACGUAACUAUAACACAUGGAGUAGAGGCAGAGGCAAUCAUGCUUAUGGUGAAAGCAGUGAGCAAGAGACUGAGAGCAGCUCUGAAGAUGAGAUCAGUAUCGGCAAGCGCAAGACCGGUCGCAACAGGGGAGACUCGGAGAGUGACAAUGUGAGUGUGACCAGUUCAGCCAGCGGUCAGUACUACAGUGGACACAACCCUAAGGAGACCCGCGGCAGUGUGACCAGCAGUAACUACCAUGGUGGUCAGCUCAGCGCUACGGAAAGUAGCCGUGGCGACGACCUCCACGAGGAUACAGACAGCGAGAGUGUUGGAGAGUUCAGUCGACAGGGAUCAACACAAUCACAUGACCUGCCGGUGAUACAAGCACGUGGGCGACAGGAGGACGAUCAUAACAUUGACAACGCCUUCUCCAAGUACGCACACAACCCGCAUCAAGAGGAGUACGAGGAUGGUCCGCCUUCCUCUCCUGAUAGUGACGGAGUAACACUGGGAGCGCUGGAGUUCUCUCUCCUGUAUGACUCGGCUGCCAACGCUCUUCAUUGUACGAUUGUACGAGCCAGGGGACUGAAAGCAAUGGACUCCAAUGGUUUGUCAGAUCCUUAUGUUAAACUCCACACACUUCCAGGGGCAAGUAAGUCUAAUAAGCUAAGAACUAAAACAAUCCACAAGACACUGAAUCCCGAGUGGAACGAGACUCUCACCUACUACGGCAUCACGGAAGAUGACAUGCUCAAGAAAACUCUGAGGCUUGCCGUAUUGGAUGAAGAUGCCUUUGGUUAUGACUUCAUUGGAGAGACACGGGUACCUUUAAAGAGACUCCGGGCUGGCCAGACUAAACACUUCAACGUUUACUUGGAAAAGCAACUUCCGCUGGAGAAAGAUGAUGAUCUGAUGUCUAAUGAUCGCGGCAAAAUCCUCCUGUCCCUGAGGUAUAUUUCCGCCAAGCAGGCGCUCACCGUAGGCGUGGUUCGAUGUGUGGAACUGGCAUCCAUGGACAGCAAUGGUUACUCCGAUCCCUAUGUUAAACUGUGA
Messenger RNA from Mizuhopecten yessoensis (Yesso scallop), 1844 nucleotides. Its product is annotated as rabphilin-3A-like. NCBI's taxonomy places the organism in Eukaryota, Metazoa, Mollusca, Bivalvia, Pectinida, Pectinidae. Bases 255 to 1844 code for a protein of 529 amino acids. Gene Ontology annotation, biological process: intracellular protein transport. Gene Ontology annotation, molecular function: small GTPase binding. The record is from RefSeq and is a predicted model, not a curated record. The transcript has 14 exons.